This is a messenger RNA of Staurois parvus, 285 nucleotides long. The record is from the annotation of a GenBank genome assembly. Lineage: Eukaryota; Metazoa; Chordata; Amphibia; Anura; Ranidae.
AAGCAAUCAUUUCUCCUUCUCUCUGGCUGCAUUCUUGCAGCCAUUGAGAAAUACUGUGUGAGCUGUGAUUGGUCACAGCUUGUCACAUGGUACAAGGCUGUUGUGAAUAGCCUUGUACCAUGUGACUUCUGUGAUCAUUCACAGAUUUCACACGUAGUAAGCAAUGAUGUCAGAAGUGACAUCUUUCUUACUACUCUUUAUGUGAUCACUGAUUGGCCAAUCAAUGAUCUUAUGAUCGGAACCUCACACAGAGGUCCCAUACAACAAUCGGUCCCAGGGAGCGCA